Messenger RNA from Choloepus didactylus (southern two-toed sloth), 2273 nucleotides. Its product is annotated as zinc finger protein 398-like. The record is from RefSeq and is a predicted model, not a curated record. Lineage: Eukaryota; Metazoa; Chordata; Mammalia; Pilosa; Megalonychidae. Bases 136 to 2013 code for a protein of 625 amino acids. Gene Ontology annotation, molecular function: DNA-binding transcription factor activity, RNA polymerase II-specific; RNA polymerase II cis-regulatory region sequence-specific DNA binding. The transcript is spliced from 6 exons. Gene Ontology annotation, biological process: regulation of transcription by RNA polymerase II.
GGCGAACGGCGGGAGGAAGGAGGGGCCGGAGCCGCGGCGCCGCCUGCAGAGAGCGCUAGGAGGCCGGCCCUGCGUGUGGCCGCGCGCAGUGUCGGCGACGACUCACCCGGGGCGCGGGCAGGACAGCGCGGGGCCAUGGCCGAGGCGGCUCCGGGAUGGCAUACAGGGACCGACCUCCAACAGGAGGCCCAGAUCCAGUCUGCAGAGAUCUCCCUUCUGGCCAUCUUGGCUGCUGUGCAGGCUGUGGAGAGGAAGAUGGAGUCUCAGGCUGCACGACUUCAAAACUUGGAAGGGCGAACUGGGACAGCUGAGAGGAAGGUGGCCGACUGCGAGAAGAUGACCUUAGAGUUUGGCAACCAGCUGGAGGGCAAAUGGGCCAUGCUGGGGACCCUGCUGCAGGAGUACGGGCUGCUGCAGAGGCGGCUGGAGAACAUGGAGAACCUGCUGCGAAACAGGAACUUCUGGAUCCUGCGGCUGCCCCCGGGCAGCAAGGGGGAGGUCCCCAAGGUGCCUGUGAUUAUUGAGGAUGUGGCUGUGUAUUUCUCAGAGCAGGAGUGGGGCAACCUGGAAGACUGGCAGAAGGAACUCUACAAGCAUGUUAUGAAGGGGAACUAUGAGACCCUGGUCUCCCUAGACCAUGCCAUCACCAAACCAGAGCUCCUGACCCCAACGGAGAAAGAGCAAGAAGCGGGCAGCCACAGCCAGCCCAGUGUAGAAGGGGACGAGAGCCCUGGCUGCCACAGCACUGAAACAGACCCCUUGGAAUCUACCCAAGAAGUUCUGCCCUGGAUCAAGCAAGAGAAAGAGGCCUGUGGGAGGAACCAGGAGGUCCCAGAGGAGAUCUCUAUGCACAUAUACUCAGCAGAGGACUGGCUGGUCAGCAAAGAGAAGAGGAGCCAGGGGAGAGAUUCUCAUUUUCCGCAGCCAGCCUGGGCAGUGGAAGGGGCACGUGACAAAGAGGGCUUAGAGCGGGACAUCUGUGAGGAUCCGCCUCUGCCGGGGACUCCGCCGGGCAGGCCUCUCCCCAGGGAGAGAGACGUGGGCCCCCUCCCUCUGGGCCCUCAGAGCGCGGCCGUGCCAGCAGCGGGGCAGUGCUACUCCCGCACCGAGUGCCCCCAGAGUUUCGACCAGAAGGAGCCCUGGGCACAGCACCAGCGCGCCCAUCACGUGCCGCGGCCCUUCGCCUGUCCGCAGUGUCCGAAGAGCUUCGCACAGCGGGCCAACCUCGCCAGCCACUCCCGGGUGCACACAGCCGAGCGCGCCUACACCUGUGCCCAGUGCGGCAAGAGCUUCAUCCACCAGUCCACCCUCACCACCCACUACCGCACGCACACGGGGGAGAAGCCGUACCCGUGCGCCGAGUGUGAGAAGCGCUUCAGCCGCCUCUCCACGCUGCUCGAGCAUCGGCGCACGCACACCGGCGAGAAGCCGUACCAGUGCGCCCAGUGCGAGCGCCGCUUCAGCCGCCUCUCCACUUUGGUGGAGCACCGGCGCACGCACACCGGCGAGAAGCCGUUCCAGUGCGCCCAGUGCGAGAAGCGCUUCACGCGCCUGGCCAACCUCACCGUGCACCAGAACAUGCACUCGGGCGAGCGCACCUUCAAGUGCGCCCAGUGCGGCAAGCGCUUCGCGCAGAGACCCAGCCUCCUGCGGCACCUGCGCAGCCACUCGCAGGAGAAGCUCUAUCCUUGUGGCCAGUGCGGCAAGAGCUUCAUCUGUCAUUCCUGGCUCGUGCGCCACCAAGGCAGCCAUGCCAGCCAGGACUCCCGGUCUUGUGCAGCCUGCGAGAGGGGCUCCCCGACCAAAAAGCCACCCGCAGAAUCCCCCAAAGGUGCCGUGAGGAAGAAGCCCCCUAGUGACCCAACGGUCACACCCAGAUCAGAGGGUGCCAGGACGGAGCCGGACCACGGGGGGCGCCACGGGGGCAGGCAGCCGAGGGGCGGUGAUCCCGAGGGCCUAGGGGUGUCUCCGUACAGUUCUGUCUCCUGCGUGAAGAUGGAGAAUGCAGGCUAGCACCCUAAGGGCCCCCCUAAAAGGACCACUGAGAGCAGAAGGGGAUUGGUGUCGUAUGGAUUCAAACCAUCUCUCCUGAGGGGAGCUUCAGAGUACGUCUGUGCUGACGACUAGGCUUCCCAGGACUGUAGGGUGGGCAAAGGGCUCAAGGGACUUCUUGCUGCAGCCUGUCGGAGCAGCCUGGAUGGAGGCGGGGCCCCAGGAGUCAGCUCCAACCUUUGGGCAAACCUUUAGGAUCUUGGGCUUCACCCUACAGAACU